Messenger RNA from Rotaria sp. Silwood2, 1308 nucleotides. The record is from the annotation of a GenBank genome assembly. Lineage: Eukaryota; Metazoa; Rotifera; Eurotatoria; Philodinida; Philodinidae.
AUGUCAAAUCUUUUAUCUUUUUCAUCGAUGGCUACUAUGCUACAAGCAUCUAAUAUUGUUUGGCAAAGUGUUAGUCUAACUGAUGAACUUAAAAUUAAUCUUGAAUAUGAUAUUCAUCGUGGUUUACUUAAUAUUUUUGUAAAAAAUACCGGUAAUAAUGACGAAUUACCAUGUCAUAUUAAUAUUCUAUCGAAACAAUCUGAAGACGAUUGUGAAUUAAUAUCAGAUUCUAAUAAUAAUAAUAAUUAUCUAAUGUCAUCUGAUAUACAGCAAGAUCUAACAAACGUCAUAUCUGAUAAUGAACUAAAAAUUUGUUAUGAAAUAUCAACCACUUAUGUUUAUGAUAUAAUCGAUGAAAAUGAAAAUAUCGAUCAAAUUGAUUUUAGUCAAACAAUGAAUUCAUCAUCACCAUCAUCAUCAUUCUAUUGUGAUGAACAGACAAUGGAUAAUGAUGAUGGAUAUUCAACACAUUCACUUGAUGAUAUUGAACAACCCCAACCACAACAACAACAGUCUAUAGCGAUUCCUUCAUCUAAAUUAAUUGUACCGUCCUUUUCCUCUCUACAUCAUUAUUAUUAUUCUGAACACUUAUUUCCAUUUAUUGUAAUGAAUAAAUCCGAAUAUAUAUAUGUUAAUGAACAUUUAAUAUCACCAUCAUUAAUAUGUCCUAUUUGUUUAAGUAUUCUUGAAGAUCCACAUACGCAUAUAACAUGUGAUAGUGCAUUUUGUCGUUCAUGUUUAUUACAAUUAGUUGAACCUAAUUGUCCAAUAUGUCGUUGUUAUUGGGAUUAUACAUUACCUAUUGAAUUUAAUACAGAUUUACCAAAAUCAAGUCGACUUAUUCGUAAUAUGCUUGAUGAAUUGCUUGUUGAAUGUGUUCAAUGUCAUGCAAUUCAUCGUCGUGGACAAUUUAAACAUGAUUGUCAACCCAUGAAAGAUUCUUUAUCAAUUAAAACUCAAAAAUGGGAAGGAUUUCAAAUCCUUCUAUCAGCUUUAGUAAUUUUUCUAUUGAUUUUAACAAUUUAUUACAAUCGAAAUUAUGUUUUUGAAACAGCUGUCGAUCGUCAUAAUGAAUUAAUUAAAGAAAUAGGUAUUGAUAUUGAUAAAUAUUUAUUCAAUAAAAUUUACUAUUUAAUAGUUAAAAUUAUUGAAUAUUCAAUGCCUGUAUUUCUAUUUAAUAUAUUUCUAUGGUUGGUUAUAUUAUUUUAUGGUGAUCGAUUUACAUCGAAAACAACUAGUCACAUACUGAAAAAAAUUAUUGAAAUAUCAAUUAUUGUUAAUCUCAUAGGACAUUCGCUUUAUUAUUAA